Messenger RNA from Drosophila rhopaloa, 1167 nucleotides. Its product is annotated as phospholipid-transporting ATPase ABCA3-like. The transcript has a single exon. Gene Ontology annotation, molecular function: ABC-type transporter activity; lipid carrier activity; ATP hydrolysis activity. Gene Ontology annotation, cellular component: intracellular membrane-bounded organelle; membrane. Bases 131 to 1108 code for a protein of 325 amino acids. The record is from RefSeq and is a predicted model, not a curated record. Lineage: Eukaryota; Metazoa; Arthropoda; Insecta; Diptera; Drosophilidae. Gene Ontology annotation, biological process: lipid transport; transmembrane transport.
GGUUUUAACGCUAUGCUGGAAAGUCGUGCUUCCGAAUUCGGAGAUAUCCUUCUUGCCAUUCACCCACUGGUCACUAGUUCUGUUCGUUUUGCUCGUGCUCGGCCACUGUUGGAUCUGCUUCAGCUUCCUGAUGAGUAGCCUGCUCUCCACAACGAGCCUACUUCCUCUGAUCACUGUCCUUUCUGUGCUUGCCACACAAUUUCCCUAUUCCUUUUUGCACUCGGUUGGUUGUCCGCUGGGCCUGAACGCUUUCAUCAGUCUUUUCCUAUUGUCUGGUUACACCUUGUUGGUCGACGGCGUCUGCAAUUGGGAUUUCUAUGGUGUGGGCCUGCAGUGGGAUAAUCUGUUCGAGAUCGCGUGGCCAGGCGACACUAUCAGCGUUGGCCAUAUCCUGCUGAUCAUGCUUUUGGCCAGUUUUGUGUCCCUGCUUAUCUGUCUGUACAUGGAGCAAAUCCGGCCAGGUACUUACGGAGUACCCCGUCCCUGGCAUUUCCCCUGCUCCUGCUGCUGCCCCACCGAAAACCUGCUGCCCUACAAGCGGCUCUUCUACAGGUGUCUCGGGAUAAAUAGGGCUGCUCCGGAUGUGGAACGACCCGAAGUCGAACUGAUUGAGGCAGAUCCUGAGGGCAAAUCAGCCGGCGUUCAGAUAAUAGGCCUCAGCAAGACCUUUGGCAAAAUGGAGGCUGUGAAGAACAUCAGUUUCGAUAUGUUCGAGGACCAGGUUACUGUGCUGAUGGGGCACAAUGGAGCCGGCAAGACCACGCUGAUCAGCAUGCUGGCUGGAUUCAUUCCUCCCACUUCGGGCACGGCUCUGGUAAAUGGCUAUGAUAUCCAGAGGGAGCCCCGGCAGGCCCGGAGUUGCAUAGGCCUGUGUCCGCAGCAGAACGUCCUCUUUAAGCACCUCAGCUCGGUCAGCCACAUUUGGCUCUUAAGCCGGCUCCGAGGACUCACAGGUGCGGAGGUCAAGGCCGAGGUGGACAAGUACCUGGAGCAGCUCAACCUGAAGGGGAAGAAGAAAGCGGCAGCCCGGAAUCUAUCCGGCGGAAACCCACCGGCGGCUGAAUGUGGUUUGUGCCUUUUGCGGGGGCGUCAAGGUAGUCUUAAAUAAUUUUAUUAAACAGAGCCAAAAAUAUUCAAAUUGUAACAAUUAAUUUUUAAAAUAUUUUU